This is a messenger RNA of Homo sapiens (human), 27678 nucleotides long. It is a transcript of the gene MBP, whose product is annotated as myelin basic protein. Gene Ontology annotation, molecular function: structural constituent of myelin sheath. The record is from RefSeq and is a predicted model, not a curated record. The transcript has 8 exons. Gene Ontology annotation, cellular component: nucleus; myelin sheath; synapse. Bases 26137 to 27291 code for a protein of 384 amino acids. Lineage: Eukaryota; Metazoa; Chordata; Mammalia; Primates; Hominidae.
AGUCACCGCCGCCGCGCGCCAGAGAGAAGCAGCCUCCGGCCCCGGCGGCCCCUGUCUCCCGACCCCGGAAGGCGAAGCAGGCUGCCCGGGGACCCCGCGCGUGGGCGCUUGAAGCCGAGACCAGCCUGCCCGGGCCUGGGCAGGCGGAGCAGGGCCUUGGACCCCGCGGCGCCCCUCGGCCUCGGAGCAACGAGCGCAGCGCCGGUGGGUGACCCUCGGGGACGGGCGGGCUGCUCUGCCGCCUUUGUCUCUGUGCCCCUCCGAGUGGGGACCGCGGAGACCUGGGCGGGACCCCGGACCGGAGCCCCGCGGGAGCCGGGGGCGCAAGAUCGGGGACAGGAGCUAUCCCGACGCCCGGACUCCGGGUCCCUUUCUUGGCUGGGGACGCGCAGGGAGAACCUAGGCAGCGGAGCAGGUGGCCGAGCAGGUAGCAGCCGGCGGCCUCCCUGACCCGAACCCAAGUCGCCGCCCCCGAUCCCCAUUGCGCGGGGGCUGGGCGCGGGUGUAGACGCGGGUUUACAGCGCCGGGGCCCGACCCUGACAGGUGUCCAGGGGUGGACUCCAGCCAGGCCCGGCGGUCCCAGGGUCGCUGAAACCGCUCGGCCUCGGGCCGUGGGGCUGAGGGGAGGAGUCUAGGGUGGGAGGGGACGGCGGUCAAAAGCGGCCACUCUGGGCGGGUGUGGAGAGGGUGCUGGCUGCCAGGGCGGGCUGGGGGGUCCUCCCGGCUCGCGGCGCCUGCUAAUCACACCCCGGGGGCCCCGCGCGCGAUCGCGCUCCUGCCCCUGCCCCCGGGGCGAAGCGCAGUCUCCCUCUGAGCUCCAGGGGCGGCCAGGAGAGCCCGGGUCCGGGCUUCCGCCUUCGCAGGGCCUGUCUCGGGCUCUUCGGCCGGGCCCGUCGCUGCGCCCACCUGGGCCCACGUGCGCCGCCCGCAGCCGCCCGCCGGCCCGCCCGGGUCUUCCCGGCAGUCCCCUCCUGGGCCCCACUGCCUGUCCUGGGCCGGGUGCGUCCGUUUUCCGUGGCCCCCGAGGCCGGGGUGUGUGACCUGCGGUCAUUUGCCGCCACACUAGAUUUUCCGGGGUGCUGGGGGCAGCGCCUUGUGUCCUUUCGCGUCCACCUGAGCCCCCCCGUUUUGGAAGGUGGAGUGGGGCUUGGGAAAAGGUUCAAGCGUCUUUGGGGACCCCCGUGCGACUCUGGCUGGAAACAGGCGAGCUCUGGUUCCUUGUUCCGUUUUCCAAUUGCAACAACGUGAGAAUCAACAAGUGCUCGGUUUCUCUGCGCGUGGGUGAGGGGCGCGUGGGCUCGCUGGGUGCUGGGGUGGGGAGGGGGCGUGGACUUCGUUCCGGGGAGGCCUCUGCCUCGUCUGACCACAGAACGCCCCGCCUGGAAAGAGAGUUUUUCAGAGGAAGGAAACGUCAGGGAACUCCAGUGUGUGUUUUGGACAUUUUAUCUGGCGAAGCUCCGGGGGACAGUUUAAGGACGGUCACCCUCAAGUCAGGGGACCGUAUGGAUUGAGCAGGUCCCGCACUGAGCUCCCUGGCGGCCACCUCCAGUGAUGAGCACCUCCUUAGCGGUUGGGGCCGGGGCUGUGGUCACGGCUGAGAGCCUGGAACCCAGCCGCCCUUCAGUGGAGGAAGGCCAGGGGAAGGGUACCGCGGCAGAGGGGGUGUGUGUGUGUGUGUGUGUGUGUGUGUGUGUGUGCGCGUGCGUGCGCGCGUGUGUGUGUUUUGUUUUUUGAGGUUUUGUUUUUUUUUUUUUUUUGUGGGAAAAACAGAAAUCUGAGGGAAAAGAACACAGUUAAAAAUUGCUGUAAAUGCUGGAGUAACUCCCAGGGAGUUAACUGUUCUGAAACAACCACUUCUACUAACUCCGGGUUAAACAAAGCUAUUUUGUUCAAAUCCUCUUUGAAAAUCCUCCAGAAGUAUCACAGUUCUGCCCAAAGAUAAGAAAGUGUAAGACACGUCGCUUGUUUUACACCUGGUAGCUCAUGGCUCCUCCAUGAUUUAAAACGUCGGGUUUGAGUUUGGUCAGUGGUGGUCCUAGCUGUGUGCGCUGAUUAAAGGUAGCCACGAAACGCUGGGGAAAAAAGAAAAAAAAAAAACAAGAGACCAAACUUUCUUGUGAUGUUUCUAUUUCUGCCUGAAUUUGUAAAUGUUAAUUGUAAGUUAUUUUGUUUGACUUUUAAUCCUCCUCCAAGUUCUUUAAAAAUAUGACAUGCUUAAGAUGAGCAGCUGCCUCUGUGCCUUUUCUGUCGCCUGGGAGUGUUUAUCGACUGCUUGCACGUUGCCAGACUCUCUUUUGAGAGCGGUUUGUCACCUCGGAUAACAGUCGGGACGGCCCUAGGAUGCCCUCACUGGAUGUCACCAUCCUAUUCAUAUCUUCAUUUUUUACUGUUGAGGAAACAAGGCCCAGAGAGGUUAAGUUACUCUAAGGGCACACAAGAAGAGGCGGGAUUCCAUCCGGGGAGUCUGCACCAGCGCCUGACUGCUGCUCUGCACCGCCGUGGUGAGAAGGAUGCCUUGCAAAGGUGCUCCUCGUUCCUCCUUUUAAAAUUCCACCCCAAUGAUGAGUGAGUGUACCCAGAGAUGUCCCACACAGGUUUCCUUUCAAGAAUGAUUUCACCAUAAGGCUACUGUCAUCCGUCUUUGUUCAUCAUCUUCUCCUUAGCUUUCUUAGUUGUCAAUAAAAAAGAAAAGAAAAUAUUCUAAUUACUCCUUUUCUUUUUCUUUUUUUUUUUUUUGACAGAGUCUUGCUCUGUCACCCAGGCUGGAGUGCAGUGGUGCAAUCUCGGCUCACUGCAACCUCCACCUUCUGGAUCCAAAACAGUCUCCUGCCUCAGCCUCCCCAGUAGCUGGGACUAUAGGGGCGCACCACCACACCUGGCUGAUUUUUGCGUUUUUUUGUUUGUUUUUGUUUUUUAGUAAAGAUGGGGCCUCACCAUGUUGGCCAGGCUGGUCUCAAACUCCUGACCUCAAGUGAUCCACCCACCUCGGCCUCCCAAAGUGCUGGGAUUACAGGCAUGAGCCACCGCGCCUGGCCUCUAAUUACUCUUGGGAUAAUUUUAAAUAAGUGGCCAUUAAGUAGUAAGACACUUCUGUUGGCCCAUUGGAACCCGUGAAGGAAGCUCUGGAGCUGUUUAAGGGAAGAGUGCUCAUGCCACAGGCCCUAAUGCCAGCUGAGCAGAAAUGCCAGGCGAGUAGCUGGAAUAGUCUCUACAGGAGAUUUUAAAUCUCUGUCAAAACCUGUAGUGGACAGGCUUCAUCCAGAGAAACAGAAGCAGGUGGAGAUACACAUUAGAGACUCAUGGCAAGGAAUGGCUUAUGCAGAGGUGGGCUGGCCAGGUUUGUGGGACGUCUGUAGGACAGGCCAGCCAGAAGGCAGCUGAUCUCCCCGGCCGACUGAAGCUGCCUUCCACAGCAACAUCUCCCACAUGCCAGCAACAACCACGAGUGCAUGUUCCAAAGCUAUUAGUAAUGUCUCACACUCAAUAGCCAUUAAAGCGUAAAAAUGUCAUUCCGAAUGUUCUUUUGUUCUGGACUCUGUGAAUAGCACUGCGUUGGUCUGAGUCACCAUUGUGAAAAAUAGGUGGAUAUCUAAAAGAUGAGGAGAAACAGACCUAUGUGAGGCCAGGAUCUAGAAUACAGAAACAGUUCUAAAAUGUGGUAAUUUGAAACAAGCCACUCAAGAGUAAAAUAUGAGACUAAUGAGAAAACCCAGAUGGACUGAUAAAAUAAGAAAAGGACUUUAACCCUCUGGGAAUCAGGGAAUUCAAAACUAAGAUGGCAAAAAGAUUUUUUUUUACCUUUACGGUACUGGAAAAAAAUUUAAAUUGUGACUAUACCAAAUAUUAGAGAAGGUGUAGAAAACUUAGACCUCACAUGAGUUCGACUAGAAUGUAAAUAGGAACAAAGAUGUUAGAGAAUAAUCUAGAAAAAGUGAAGGUGGGUGUAUCCUAAGAUCUAACAAUUCCACUUCUAGGUAUCUCCUCUAGGGAAAACCUGGUCUGUGUGCAUAAGACACACACAGUGGAUAUUCACUGAAGCAAUGUAGUAAAACCCUGUUUUGAGAUCAUGUAGAUUCACAUGCAAUUCCCUUCACCAGUUUCUCCCAACAAUAACAUCUUACAAAACCAUAGUACAAUGCCACAACUAGAAAAUGAGCAUUGAUACAACCCAUUAACUUUGUUCAGAUUUCAGAUUCCACCAGUUUACAUGUACUCAUUUUAUAGACUGCUCUGUGUGUGUGUGUGUGUGUGUGUGUGUGUGGUAUGCACGUGCGCUUAGUUCUCUGUAAUUUUAUCACCCAUGUAGAACCAUGUGACCACCAACACAUCAGAGGACAGGAGAGUUUCAUCACAGGAUCCUUGAUGCUACUCUUUAUAGCCAAGCUGACUUCCUCCUUCCCCCUCCCUGAGGCUGGCAACCACAAUGCUGGCCUUACCACUCGGUGAUUAUUUUCUACCACUUUAUCUUGUUUUUUCACCCUCUUCACAGAGUCCUUUGCAGAAAGUUUUACAUUUUGUUGAAUUCAAGUUUAUUAAUUUUACCUUUUUUGGAUUUUGAUUUUUGGUGUGAAGUCUAAGUCUUCACCUAGCCUGAGGUUCCCGAAGAUUUUCUCCUUUUUUCCCUACAAAUUUUAUAGUUUCACAUUUUAUACUUAAGCCUAUUUUCCAUUUUGAGUUAAUUUUUGUAUGAGGUGUGAGGUUUAGGUUGAGGCUUAUUUGUUUUGGUUUGGUUUGGGUUUUGCCAACGAAUGUCCAAUAGCUCCGGGACUAUUAGUUGAAAAGGUGAUCCUUCUUCCAUUAAAUUGCUUUUGCACCUUUGCUAAAAACCGUUUCCACUUAUUGCUGUGGGUCUAUUUCUGGGUUCUCUAUUCUGUUCCAUUAGUCUAUAUGUCAGUCUCUCUGCCAAGAGCACACUGUCUUGAUUACUGUAGUUGCAUAGUCAACUUUAAUCAGGUGGAGUGACUUCCUUCCACUUUAUUAUUCUUUAUAAAACUUAUGUUAGCUAUUGUAGGUUCUGGGCCUUUCCAUAUGAAUUUUAGAAUAGCGCGUUUAUGGGUGCAAAAACCUUGCUGGGAUUUUGAUAGGAAUUUCUUCAAAUGUAUAGAUUAGGGAGAAUUAAUAGUUCUACUGUGUUGAGUUUUCCAAUCCAUGAUCACAGGUUGUCUCUCUAUGGGUAAUUAGGUCUUCUUUAACUUCUUUCAUCAAUGUUUUAUAAAUUUCAGUGCACAGAUUCUGAAUCUGAAAUUUCUUUACAGUGUACAUAAGUGUUUUAUUUUCUUUGGGGCAUUUCUAAAUGGCAUUGUGUCUUAACUUCAGUUUCCACGUUUAUUGUGGAGUAGGUAGAACUGUGAGUAAUUUUUAUGUGUCAGUCCACAUUCUGCAACCUACUGAGCUGCCUUAUUAGAUCUAGGAGGAUUUUUUUUGGUAGAUUUCUUGGGAUUGUCUAUGUAGAUCAUCAUGUUAUCUGCAAAUUGGAUAGUUUUAUUUCUUCUUUCCAAUUUAUAUACUUUUUAUUUCUUUUUCUUAUCUUACCGUACUGGUUAGAAUGUCCAGUGCUAUAUUCAAUAAGAGUUGCAAGAACUUGCCUUAUUCUGACCUAAAGGGCAAAGCACUGAGUUUUUACCACCAAUUAUGAUGUAGCUAUAGGAUUUUUAUGGAUGUUCUUUAUCAAGUCAAUAGUCCAUGUCUAUUCAUGAAUGUGUGUUGUAUUUUGUCAAAUGUCUUUUCUGGGACAAUUUAUAUGUUCAUGAGAUUUUUCUUCUUUGACUUCAUGGUAUGAUGGAUAGUUGAUUGACUGACUCUCUAAUGCUGACCCACCCUUGAGUAUCUGAUAUAUAUUCCACUUAGCCAUGUAUAUAACUUUUUUAUGUGUUGCUAGAUUCACUUUACUAAUAUUUUGUUGAGGACUUUUGCCUCUAAGUGUUUGUGAGAUAUUGAUCUAUAGUUCUCAUUUUUUGUAUAGUCUUUGCUAGUUUCAGUAUCAGGAUAACUGGCCUCAUAAAAUGAGUUAGAAAGUGUUCCCACUUGUUCUAACUUUUGGAAGAGAUUGUAUAAAAUUGCCAUAAAUUUCUCCUUAACUGUUUUAGUAGAAAUUUCCGGUGAAACCAUGUGGGCCUGGGGAUUUCUUUCUUGGGUAUUUCCUUCCUUCUACUUUGUUUGUAUAUAUUUAGCUCUUUUUUUUUUGGUUUCUUGAAUUAGAUCUUAGAUUAUUGAUUUGAGACUUUUCCUGCUUUCUAAUAUAAGUAUUUCAGGGUAUGAAUUCCCUCUCAGCACUACUGAACUAGGUGUACAUAUUUUAUCGAGUAAAAGUUUUGAUACAAAAAAAAAGGAGGGAAACACACUAAUUCCCCAUGAGUAGGGCUAUAGAUUUACGCUAUGAUUUACUUACAACAGUUAAACUACCCAGACUUUGUGUAUCAACAUGGACAAAAUUCUAAAUAACAGUGUUGAAUGGAAACCAGCAAACUGCAAAUGAAUAUAUAUAGUAUUAUUCUAUUUCUUUAAAAUUUUCAAAUCCACAAAAGAACAUGUGGUCAUGAUUACGUGGGAUUAUAUGACAUAUAGAAGCCAGGUAAUGUUAUCUUCUAAUCUCGGGGAGGGGAGGGAAUUGGCUGUCUCUGCAUGGUUUUAUUUCUUAAAAAUAUUUUGAGAUUUUAUACAAAUAACAGAAUGUGUUACUUUUUUUGAUGAAAAGGAUAAGCCAGUUGUCUUGUAGAUUAUUAUCUGUGCUUUUUAAUAUGUUCGAACUAAUUAGUAAUUUAUAUUAGCAAUAAAUAAACCAAUGUAAAGUUUGGGGGGAAAUGACACCAGCGAUAAUGAAGUGUUAGAGAGGAAGAUUAGAAGGCCCCACAAAGGAAUCUGAAAGCAGGUGUGGAGGUGAAAUUACUGAAAUUUGGUAAGAGCAUGACAAUGACAAGGAAGGCGAAGGAGAGGAAGAAGAAAGGGCAGGAGAGACAGUCUCCCUCCUCUUCGUUGUCAUUUGUUCAAGUAAUAUAAGUGCAGAAAGGAAGGAUAAAGAAAUUGAUCUAAAAAGAGAAGCGUGCAGAAACGGGCAGGAGCCGGGACCUCAGAGGAGUGGGCUGGAUUCAGCACAGGCCUGGGGAUUAACUAGGUGUUUGCAACCUCACUCUUGAGCCCAUGACUUGAGGAAGAACCAUGAGAAUCUAGCUAAAUCUGAAAAGAUUUAAGGAACAAAAUUUGUAUGGGGAUCCAGCCCUUUUUCCUUCUUGGCUGCCAGGAUUUAUAAUGAGCUGGGCCUCUAAGAGCAGUCUAGCAUGAUUCAGACAGAGGCCAGCAAACCAGGGCCCCACUUCCUGUCACUCUGCAGGCGACCUGGCUCAGAAACUCUGGAGGUAAAGUGUGGCUGCCCGCUCAACAGCCUCAGGAAGUCCCCAAAGCCCUAUCUCCUAUCUCCUGUGGGUGGGCUCUCCCCCACUGGCCCCGAGGGAGACUUUGCUCCUUUCCUCUCCCAUCCCCUCCGAACUCACCUGAGACAGGCACCCAGGCCAGUGCGGCCCCAGCUGCCCCGCGUCCAACCCCCACUUCCGGGGGUGCAGCUGGGGAAGGAGGUGCAGGCAGCGACCACAGCAGCUACUGAGCCCCAAGAAAGGAGGCCAGCACGGGGUGGGGGGUGGGAGGCGUGGUGGCCAGAAGAGUUAUUCUAGCGAUUUAUGUUUACAUCAAUUCACUUCCUUUAAGAGUAAAGGGAUUAAUAUUCAGCUCCCCAAUUUUCCAAAGGUCAAGAAAGAAAAUGAAGUUUUAUUCAUAGUAAGUGAUUAACCAAAUUACCUGUUUAAUUUUACAUUAGAGACCACAUAUACAAUGUAUAAAAAGGCAAGUAAUAAAGAGGAGAUAGAACAUGGAAACAAAGGACCCAGAGGCAGAGAUGAGGGGGAGGCAGGAGGCUGGAGAAAGGGAGGUUUCUCAGCAGUUCAGGGGACUGCUGGUGUUGCGGCCCGUCUUUUGGGGCAUCUGGUGACACGGGAUGCUCCCAGAGAGCCCUGCUCCUUCCAGGUAGGAAGGUGUGCCCAUGCUGCCCUGCAGGCAAGAGCAAAAUGCCCUGUGCUGGGAAGGGAUGGAGCUCAGGGCAGCUCCACCCGCAGACUCCGUGCAGGUGCCCUAGGCUGCUUCCCGGCUGACCACCAACCCAGAGAGACAGAGAAAUGCUCUACUCAGAUCUGCUUUUCACCUGGAGCCUGAUUAAGAAACCUAAAGCUCCAGAGGUCAAUACACACGGAAAACAAAACAAAGCUACCUGGAUCAGUUUAGAGUCCUAGCAGGGACAGAAUUGCCUUGGUGGCUGGACGCCCAACUCCCAAGCCAAGCAUCUGCCGUGGCCCCCUGACCUGCUCACCAGGAGAGGGGACAAGCUGGCUCCUGUGGUCUGCAGCCACCUGCACACAUUACACUGAGAAUUCAAAUUAAAUGCAGAGUCCUAGGCCCACCCUGGCAUACCACCCCACAGUCUUGGGGUCGGGCCCAGGAAUAUGUAUUUUAAUGAGCUCCGGGUUAACUUAGGAUUGCUGCUGUAAGUGAAGGAAGGAAACAGACCGUGAGUGCCUCGGUGUUUCCAGGUCGACACAGCUCAUCUGAAUAGACCCACACAAGCUCUCAAAUGUGUGCUUUCAUGUGAUCAGGAAGUCCUUUCUGUUUCACUGAUAAAUUGAAUUUGCAUUAGAAUAACUAAUUGAUACUAAAGCUUUUUGUUGACAGUUUAUUUUUAUUUGCAUCAUGUAUUUUUGAUGCUUUUUCCAUAUUUAGAGAAUAACAUUUUAUGUCCUGCGUGAGUCUUCAUCUGAUGAGGAACGUUUAUGGAUACUCAUUUUCUUCAUCUUUCUUGUAUGGUUGAAAGCUACCAUGUUUGCUAAACUUGCUAUCAAAGCAAAAAAUUAUAGAACUAUGUUGUAGGCUCCUCACAUACAGCAAACGUACCAUUACUUUUUAAAAAUUCCUUGGUGUCUACUGUGUACAAAAAUACUAUGCCGUCCAUUUCAGGGUAUGUUAAGAGAAAAUAGAUGUCAUUCUUGCCCUUGAAGUGCUUAUAGUUUUAUUAGGAAGCUUAGAAGUUCCCAAGUAAUUUUCCCAUGGCAAAAUAUUUGCUCAAUACCCUGCCAUGUAUACAAAAUGCUGCUGGCUUUCUAAAGAAGGGGGUUGUGCUCGGUAGAGGAGUAGAGUAGACUGGAUGAUGACGACUAGAACUGGCAGAAUUAUGUUGAAUGGAAAAUAUACUAGCCGGGCGCGGUGGCUCAUGCCUGUAAUCCCAGCACUUUGGGAGGCCGAGGCGGGAGGAUCAACUGAGGUCAGGAGUUCAACACCAGCCUGACCAACAUGGUGAAACCCUGUCUCUACUGAAAAUACAAAAAUUAGCCAGGCGUGGUGGUGGGCGCCUGUAAUCCCAGCUACUCGGGAGGCUGAGGCAGGAGAACUGCUUGAACCCGGGAGGCGGAGGUUGCAGUGAGCCCAGAUUGCGCCAAUGCACUCCAGCCUGAGUGACAGAGCAAGAUUCUGUCUCAUAAAAAAUUUAAAGAAAAGAAAGAAACAAAAUACAGUGUAACGUUUUGCUGUCUUCUAUGCCGCAGUUCACUUCCCACUUGGCCUCCACUGUCCCGGGAGCUGCCUGAGCGUCUCCCAGCUUGCCCAUCUGAGAGACUUCUCGGGACUCUAGCUGAGACUCUAGCUGGGAUUCCCAGCUCAUCAUUGGCGUAGUCCACUCCUUUCUGGAGUCGCCUCCUUGCCCUUGUUUCUCAGCUGUCUCCUUCCUUGCACAGCUUCCAAAAAGGAUGGCUGUCUUCUCCAGUUUUGGUAGCAUUUUGUUUACAAGGGGCUUAAAUGCUACAUUGCAAACGUCUGUUCUGGAAAACUGUUAAAACAUGUGUUAGCCCCCACUGAUGUCUACCAUAGUGCACAGUCCCUAAUACUUGUUGCAUAAACUGAGGCGGAUUCUGCCAGUUCUACUCAUCAUCAUCCAACUGAUACACAGCAAGAGCCUAUACUUUCCAGAAGUCAUGUGUCUAAAUCUGUUCUCCACCAAUCAGAAGCUAAAGACCUGGCAUGAUUUAUUCAGCUUAAAUUGUUGCCUGAAAAUACCAGAUAAAUUAACUCAGUAAUUUGACAAAAACAACAACAACAAAGACUCUCACAUAUUUGAGGAGCUGGUUUUCUCUUACAUGGGGUUGUGGCAGGCUGUGUGUUCCAGGUGUUUUUAUUCCUGUUCUUUCGGCUAUCUGAAAAUGUAAUAACCUUGGGACAGCUUGAGAGCAAGAUUUAUGAAGUGUGAGCACCAGCUACAGCUGGUCUUUCUAGAAAUAUAAAGAGAAAUAUAAAUAUAAAUAUAAAUCAAUUGUAUUUCAGAAACAGGCAUAGCACGUCUGUGGACAGCUUCAAUAUAUCAUUUUAGAUUGCUGUAUGAAAGGCAUUGUGAGUUUUAAAGGGAGAUGAUGACUCUUUUAUUCUGUCAUUAUUUUCAUAUGCCGAGACAUAUUUGAAGACAGGAGGAUUUAAGCAAGAUGUUAGAAGCUCACCUUAUUCAUUUCAGACUAGUGGUUGAAAAUGGGUGUAUGCAGGGCGGGAGAACUCAGAAGAGCUGAGGCCUGGCAGCAGCCUUCCUGAACACGCAUGUUUAAAUGUAUGUGAAAUGCCAGGGUUAAAGCCUCAUUAGGAAAGAGUCCUAACACUAAAACACACGGCUAGAUAAGCAACACCAAAAUAACACGUACUAUAGGAACUUAAAGUAAAAAUCUUAUUUAUUUAUUUUUUUUUUUUUGAGACACAGUCUCCCUCUGUUGCCCAGUCUGGAGUGCAGUGGUGUGAUCACAGCUCACUGACCCCUCAAUCUCUGGGGCUCAAACGACCCUCCCACCUCAAUCUCCCUGAGUAGCUGGGACCACAGACAGGCUCACACUGCCACACCAGGCUAAUUUUUGUAUUUUUAUUUUUUGUGGAGACAAAGUCUCUCCAUGUUGCCCCAGCUUGUCUCGAACACCUGGGUUCAAGGGAUCCUCCCACUUGGUCUCCCAAAGUGCUGGGAUUACAGGCGUGAGCCACUGUGCCCAACCUUAAAUUUUAAUGGGAGGUACAUUAAAAUGUGGAUUACGUUUCACACAAUUUCAAAAACAAAACAACUGCAUUUGCUCAAGAACAUAGAAAAGGUCCUGGCGGUAUUUUUGUAUGGGUUGAUCCUCACGGGGUCCUAAAUCUUGUAGAUUCAACUUCGUUUGUUUUUACAACAUGUGUAGAAGAGGAAUUUGAAAAAUUUACCGAUUGCACACACACAGGUUUAUUCCUGACCUCUUUCCAUGGAGUGACACUUAAUUACCAUGACACCUGUGCUCAGAGGACAGCUCCAAAGGUCGGUAACGUGGUUUUCCGAAUCCCAAUAUUUCCCCAUCCUUUUCUCGGGUGAACUUUUCUUGCCACUCUCUCUGGAAUUUUCUGCUGCUGGUGCGAUAGACCUCGUGACUAACAAUGCGUUUUGUAAAAUAGUCUGGAGGCCCAGAGAAAGCCAGAUAUGAAAACUGGCAGGGAGAAGCCAGGCAGAGGGCAUUCAUUCAUUCAUCAUUCAUUCAUUCCUUCAAGCAGGCCUAGCUCAGGCCCAAAUCAGCGCCUGGGGGGCUUCCUGAAAGGAAGAAAAACACCCCACGCUGAGGUCUUUGUCCCGGGUCAGUGCAGGUCUGAAUGCCUGAGUGCCUCUGGGCGUCACAGCCCCACUUCACAGCUGCCCCUCUGCAGCCUCCCAGGUGUGUGCAGCGCGUCUGAGGUCACCUGGCCGUGCCGGUCACAGCUGCACCAGAUGCCGCGAGGGCUGACCAGAUUUUAGAGGUUUCUAUUUUGCCAGCGUUGGGAGAAGCCUACGGGAGCGUGUGUUCCCUGCAUUAGGACUUUGAGACCCGUAAUGGAUUCACAGAAGAAUGCUCGCACCAAGCGAGAGCGAACCCUUUAGCAUACCUCACCCGAGACAAGGCGGGAUUCAUGCUUCGUGGGCUGAGCACGGCUGUGCUCUUCCUAAAUUGCAGGUCCUGCUCUGUCUCUGGAGACAUUGGGGUCUGUCCCACCCUGUUAGGGUCCCUGUCUGCCCUGGAGGAGAGUCACCUGGGGGUGGCCUGGGCCACUGCAGCUGCUCCCACUGCGCCCAGGCCUCUCCCGUGGCUGCCCCAGGGCCCUCUCUGUCUCCUGGGGACUUUGCAGCUGAGGCUUCAGCCUCAAGCUCAGGGAAGGGAGCUGGUCCACAGCCACGACCACCUUGACUUUCUCUGAGUCCCUUCUUCCGCAGCACCCCAACUUCGGUGCCAAGCCCUAUUUCCUCAGGAGGCUCACACACUUCCCUUGGGGUGUCCCUUGUCCCUCCAGAAUCAAGGCUUCGGUUUUCUGGGAGGAGCCUUAAGUCCUGGCUCCUGCUCUCGGCUCCCUGGGGCUCACCAGGUGGUCUCUUCUCCAGACACACAUGGAGGGUGUUGAGCUGUGUGGGCGCGGCUUGAGGUAAGAGGGAAGAGCAAGCACUUCCCUUGCCAUUCUCUCAUCCACUUGACAGGCAUUUGUCAAACACUUGCUGUGUGCCUACUGUGUGCUGUGUGCCUGCUGGGUAUUGUGUGCCUACUGUGUGUCAUGUACCUACCAUGUACCAUGUGCCUGCCAUGUGCUGUGUGCCUACUGUGUACCAUGUGCCUGCUGUGUGCUGUGGACUGUGCUAGGUCCUGGGGACACCAUGGUGACAAGACAGAGACCCGGCUGGGUGUGCUCUCCUGUGGCAGGGGUGGUGAUGGAGUACACGUGGGGAUGGGGAAGCAGAACAGUGCUCGGGCAGUGACACAGUGGCUCUUCUCAGCACCCCACAGGGUCCUGGUGGCUUCCAGGACACCUCCGGCCCUCUCCCGAGGCUUCCAGGUCCCCAAGCCCCUGCCUGUUCUGGGCUGGGGCAAGUGACACCUCCACUACACAGCUCCAAGCCAUGGCUGCCCCAGCUCCACCUCAGGGACCUGUGGGACCAACUGUGGUCUUCGCUUUCCCCUGUCAGCUGCCCUCACAGACAGGGUGCAAGGGAAAGUGUGUCUGCCGGGCAGCGUCUCACAGCCAAGGGUAGUGUGAGUGUGUCCUUCCAGCGCCCUGGGACAGCAGGAAGGAGCACCAUGUGUGGUAGUGUGUGUGCACAUGGGUGUGUGGUGUGUUGUGGCUGUGUGUGUGGUGUGUGUCUGGUGUGUGUGAAGUGUCUGUGGAGUGUGUGUGUGGUGUGUGUCUGUAGUGUCUGUGGAGUGUGUGUGUGGUGUGCGUAUAGUGUGUAGGGGGUGUGGAGUGUGUGUGGCAUCUGGAGUGUGUGUGUGUGGUGUGUGUGUGGUGUCUGUGAAGGGUGUGUGUGGUAUGCAUAUAGUGUGGGGGGUGUGUGGAGUGUGUGUGUGGUGUGUGUGUGUGGUAUGUAGUGUGUGUGUGUGUGUGGUGUGUAGUGUGUGUGUGUGUGUGUGUGUGUGUGGUGUCUGUGGAGUGUGUGUGUGGGUGGGGCGGGUGGCCUGUGUGUUGGAAUCCAGCUUUCCGCACUGUCUCUGUCUGUGAACCCUGGUGCCGAGCACAGGGCAGACACUCACACGGGAGAUUUCCUGCAUUUCCUCUUGGAUUUGGCCUCCAGUGGGAAAAAUCCAGGUCAGCAGCUCACGGAUCAUGGCCGACUGUGCUAAAACCUGAACAGGCCUGUCCUGUGCCAACUGCUGGGUGCAAAGCCCCCAGAAUCCAGCCCAUGUUGUGAGGGUGGUGGGUGGAGCUCAGAGAGACCAAGCAGUCGGGCUGAGGCCAAUCCACCCUAGGGGAGAGAUGGGGUGGGACACAGGCCUCCUGCUCCCGAACCCACUGACCCCAUCCCACCCCAACCCACUGUCCCCAUCCCACCCCAACCCACUGUCCCCCAUCCCACCCCAACCCACUGUCCCCAUCCCACCCCAACCCACUGUCCCCCAUCCCACCCCAACCCACUGUCCCCAUCCCACCCCAACCCACUGUCCCCAUCCCGCCCCAACCCACUGUCCCCAUCCCGCCCCAACCCACUGUCCCCAUCCCGCCCCAACCCACUGUCCCCAUCCCACCCCAACCCACUGUCCCCCAUCCCGCCCCAACCCCCUGUCCCCGUCCCACCCCAACCCACUGACCCCAUCCCGCCCCAACCCACUGACCCCCGUCCCACCCCAACCCAAUGUCCCCCCUCCCACUCCAACCCACUGUCCCCUGUCCCACUCCAACCCAUCCCACUCCAACCCACUGACCCCCAUCCCACUCCAACCCACUGACCCCCGUCCCACCCCAACCCACUGACCCCCAUCCCACUCCAACGCACCGUCCCCUAUCCCACUCCAACCCACUGCUCAGAGGUUCUGUGCAGUCUCAGGAUGUUACCUACCUCAUUCAAAAUCUGAGAUCAGGGUCAACUAGGAAAUAACCCAUCCACAGAUACUGGAAUUCUGGAGAAGUAUCAAUAGUUCAGACACUUUAUUAUAAUUUCAGGACAGUCACAAUCUAUCAGGCAAGCCACGGAACUAUGAAUGUGUUCUGCCAACGUGUUUGCAUCUUUCAAACCCUGUUCUUUACCCCUUGUGAAAAGCCUUCCUGGAUAAUCUUGAUUUUGAUGUAGGCAUAAAAUUAUAAGGCCUCUACCUAGUGAUAAUAAAUCGUCACCUUUUGAAGGCUACUGAUCUUUUUAGGCCCAAAAAUAUCAUGUAGAAAUUUAAUGGCAUGCAGAAAACACUCGAAAAGUUCAAGUUCAGAAUGCAAGCUCAGUGGCAGUCUUAUGUUCAUAACAUACACCAUGCAUGCUAGGUGUUUAUUAUUGAAUCAUUCAUUUAAAUGCCAUUUUUAAUAACAGAGUUUUAAAAGAUACUUCACUUAAUGACAAAUUCCUAUAGUUCUUCAUAAUUUAUUGUUACUCUGUGAUAGUUUUCAUGUAGAAGGAAAUGAGUUGUGGAGUUGUUACUAUAUUUUGAGUCUUCAGAGCAUACAUGUGACGUGAAGGAGAAAGCACCCUCUAGCCUUUUGAAGGAGGUCUUUUCCGUAAGAAAUCCAGGACUUCAAGUAUCAAGAAACCAAAGACCAGGUCAUCAGGUUGGUGAAGUCACAAACCACGUAGCAGCCAGGAGCACAGCUCAGCUCCGACCUGUUGGUGUUGGUGUCAGGUCCUGCUGUGUGGACUUGUGUUCCUUGGGCUUGCUUUCUUUGUUUGUUUUGUUUUUUUUUUGAGACAGAGUCUCACUCUGUCUCCCAGGCUGGAGUGCAGUGGCCCAAUCUCGACUCAGUGCCUCAGUGCAACCUCUGCCUACUGGGUUCAAGAGAUUCUCCUGCCUCAGCCUUCCCAGUAGCUGGGAUUACAGGCAUGCACCACCAUACGCGGUGAAGUUUUGUAUUUUUAGCAGAGACGGGGUUUCGCCGUGUUGGCCAGGCUGGUCACGCAUUACUCGGGCUUUCUAAACCUCAUGAGUUUCAACGUCUGUAAAGUGGGGAGCAUAAUAAUAGCACUUGCCUCCUUGUACAGUAGACAGGACUAAGAAGCUAUACUUCUGACCUGUUGCAUGAGCACCUAGCCCAUAGUAAGCGCCCCGUCGAUGCUGGCUGCUCUCCAAGCUCUCCUGAGCCCAAAUCUAGUUCUGUUCAAUGCAUCAUUCUGUUUCAUGCUGUGUCUCCUGCCCUUUUCUUUAAAUAUAAUUGUCACUUGCUAGCAUCCUUUGUCUUUCUAAUGUGUCCUGCGAAGUUAAGGACUCACCCGGUAAAAUGCUGCAUGCCCAUGUGAAAACAUGGGGCCCUUUAGGAGAUCAGCUCAGAGCCAGGUCUUUCGUGAGACCAUGGUGAGGUUAAUGACCACACAUUGCAUUCUCUUUCUUGAUUAGAAUCUGGAAGACUCUGGAAAGUUCCAGAAGGUUCUGAAAGGCAGUUGCCCAGUAAAGUGCUGCACACUCAUGUGAAGAUGUGGGGCCCCUCAGGAGACAGCUCAGAGCCAGGUCUUCUGAGGGACCACAGUGAGGUUAAUGACCACACAUUGCCUUAUUUUCCUUGAUUAGAACCUGGAAGACUCUGGAAAGUUCCAGAAGGUUCUGAAAGGCAGUUGCCCAGUAAAGUGCUGCACACUCAUGUGAAGAUGUGGGGCCCCUCAGGAGACAGCUCAGAGCCAGGUCUUCUGAGGGACCACAGUGAGGUUAAUGACCACACAUUGCCUUCUUUUCCUUGAUUAGAACCUGGAAGGCUCUGGAAAAUUCCAGAAGGUUCUGAAAGGCAGUUGCCCAGUAAAAUACUACACACCCAUGUGAAGACGUGGGGCCCCUUAGGAGAUCAGCUCAGAGCCAGUUCUUCUGCAGGACCAUGCUGAGAUUAAUGACCACACAUUGCAUUCUUUUUCUUUAUUGCAAUCUGGAAGGAUCUGGAAAAUUCCAGAAGGUUCUGAAAGGCAGUCACCCAGUAAAAUGCUGCACACCCAUGUGAAGGUGUGGCACUGAUCAGAAGAUGGGCUCUGAUCCAGGUUUUCUUUGAGACCACGGUGGGGUCUGUGGCCACAGCACAGCAUUCUUCUCCUUGAUUAGAAUCUGGAGAUUUCAGAUCAACCACUCUACUUCCCCAUGAUAGCAGCAGAGCUGAACAUCUUUCCUAUCAUGGACUCCGUAAUAGGAACCUGUGUUUUCGGGAAGAUUCAGUUUAUUUUAGCCAAGACCCAGACGACAGCUCUUAUGUGUACGCAUGGCCUGAGCAUGGGGCCAACACAUUUGUUCCCUGCACACAGGCUAUCAAGAGCCAUUGUGCCUGCUGGCAAGGAAUGUGUGAGUUCCUCGGCAGGUGAAUUAAAACAUUCUUCAGUUAACACCAGCUCUGGCUGUGAGCAAUGCCUGAAGUCGGUGUGUUUCCUCUAGUUACUAAGACCAGGGCCCGGGGUCAUGUUGACCCUGUGGAUGGUGGUAUUGGCAAAGGUGUCACUCCCUGCCACGGCUCAGGAGGGACAUACGGGUGGCUACAGAGGAGCAGCUGGUGCCAGCGUGUAGUGUUCCUCUGACUUGACAGUUUGUAACCCAGCGACCUGUAAAAUAUUAACCAGUGGUUUCCACAGCAGCUCCAGGAAGCUGCAUCCACCAUCAGGGCUUUACAGAUAAGGAGGUCAGGGCCCACAUCCUCAGAGCAGACAGGGAGAGCAGGAAUAGGAAGGCCCUCGCCCAGGCACGUCUGCCCCCAGGCCUUCCCCACUUCCUCCCUGCAGCCCACUGCUCGCCCUGUCCCAGCUGCCGGCCCCUGGGUUGGGCGGCUUGCGCACCGCACACUUGGAAAGGGGGCUCAGCAGGACCUGACCUAUGCUCCUGUGACUAAGCCCCACAUGACUGCGAAGCUACCAGGGAUCCCACCGGCCGCAGAGCAAGGGCGUGUCACGUGUGCCUGCGUGACUCUGCCCUCCCCGUGCCAUCCGAAGGCCAGUCCCAGCGUGACGGUGUUGGCAUGGCUUGUCAGGACUUACACAGCAAGAGUGGUUUCCUCAUGACCUCGCUAUUUUUACACAGAGAAUUUCGUAACUCCCCAUAAUGCUGCUAAAGCUGAACACCAUGCCUGUCAUAAACAUGUGGAUACAUUCACAAGGAAUUUCAAAUGCUAAUCUAACUGACACGUGGAUGAGCUACUCUUUGAUCUGCCUUUUUUUCCCCGCUUCAACAAAAUGCUUUGUUUUGGUUUAGACAGCUGAUAUUGUAGCAAGCUAGGAACUCUGGGGCCAGUAAUUUGCUGCUUGAUUCUGAUAAUGGCUUUCUCUCCAAAGUCAGCUGAUCCUGUAAGCAGUAACUUCAAGGGACCACAGUCAGAUUUUCAAUAAACUCCACUUUUCUGCAAUCUCGUCAUUUUCUUUUAAAGUGAUUUUUGAUAACUUUAAAGCAGUGAUAGUCAGUGCCAUAAAUCUACCUGAAUCUGCUAAGGCAGAAGAAAACGAAGGAUGGUGAUGACUAGCUUACAAAUAAUAUUAUCUGAUACCCCAGAGCAAAAAUCCCCAUCCCAGGAAAUAGAGACGCUACUUCCUUAUCAGGCACUUCUUACAUGGGUGAAUGCAAAUUGGGUUUUUGGAACUCUUUGUUUGCAAGUACUGUGGAGCCCCUAGCCCAGGGCUGGCUCCUGAAAACUGCCGGGAGCCUAGGUCCCUCCAGUGUCACGGGGAAGCUUGCUGUAGGACAGACAUGGAUGCCUCAGAUGAGUUUUGACAUUGUCCUUUGCAGAGAAUUCCCGGCUUGCAGGUCGUUCUUCGUCUAGGGCCCAACAGUCUGGAAGACUUGCUCAUGGGCAGAAUUGACUCACUGUUCAAAACGGGUGAAGAACAUUGUCUGUGUGCGUGGUCUAAGUCACUCCCCCAAUCCCCCCAUGAGUGCACCCCGUGCAUUCGCAGAUUCUGUUCUAUUAGGUCACUUCAUGCCACACUCAAACUCCACUCACAGUGUCUGUGCAACAGGGCCUUUGCACAGCCGUGCCCUCUGCCCAGAACGCUGUUUCCCUCCUCAGCACCUUCACCUGCACCUUCUGCAUCCUGCAAGUCUCCACUUACUUCCCACUUCCCUGCAUGUUACCCUGUAGGGCUGCUGCAAGGCGGCACCACAGGUGGGCGUCCUGAAACAGCAGAAGCAGCCCCCCACACACACACAGUCCUGGAGGCCAGAAGUGCAAAGUCAAGGCGUUGGCAGAGUGGGAGCUCUGCAGGAGGCUCUGUCUUCACCUCUUCCAGCUUCUGGUGGCUGCGGCAAUCCCUGGUGUCCCUGGCCUUGUAGCCAUGUCAUUCCAAAUCUCUGCCUCCAUUGUCAUGUGGUGUUUCUCCCUGUGUGAAAUGCCGUGUAUCUAUGUCCAAAAUUCCCUCUCCUUGACCAGGCACAGUGCUGCAUGCCUCUAAUCCCAGCAUUUUGGGAGGCUGAGAUGGGUGGAUCACCUAAGGUCAGGAGUUCGAGACCAGCCUGGCCAACAUGGUGAAACCCCCAUCUCUACUAAAAAUACAAAAAAUUAGCCAGGUGUGGUGGCGGACACCUGUAAUCCCAGCUACUCUGGAGUCUGAGGCAGGAGAUUGCUUGAACCCGGGAGGCGGAGGUGGCAGUGAGCUGAGAUCGCACCAUCGCACUCCAGCCUCGGCAACAAGAGUGAAACUCUGUCUCAAAAAAAAAAAUCCCUCUCCUUUCUCUUGUAAGAACAUCAGUCAUUGCAUUUAGAGCCCACUGUAAUCCAGGAUGACCUCAUCUUAACUUGAGGACAUCUACAAAACCUUCCUUCCAAAUCAGGCCACCUUCACAGGUCCUGGGGUCAGGACUUGGACAUACCUUUUAGGCAGACACGAUCCACCACAUACUAUCCUGGAAGAGUUUCUCGACCUGCACGGUCAGGGUUCGUGGCCACCCACGUGCUCCUAGGCGUUCUCCACACACAUGCCUCCCCUGCAAACAGCCGGCCCCUGUCCUGGCCGCCCGUCUCUCUCCCGGCCUUCCAUGUGGCAGCAGCCUCGAGCUUGUGGGUGGGACAGAGUCCACAGGGAGCUGGAAACAGAGAAGGGGGAGGGGGAGGGAGAUGAGGAAGAGAGGGAUCUGACCCUCCUCCAUAGGAAAACCUCAGCUUCCCCUUUGCACCGAUGUUGGAAAAAACUUCUGCAUCUCCCUCCCCGUUAUGCACGAGGGCUGGGAAAGCCGGCGCACCCAGCGUCAGUGGCGUUCUCCUCAUGUUCGGUUUGCCAUCGUGAUGAACACGCAAUCAGGACAUGUCCGACCUCCCGCAGGUGUGUGUGGAAGGUGGGAACGGGAUGACGGAAGGAGUGUGCAGCGCGCAUCCCACAGCUUUGCCGCCACCCGCCUGGGUGAAACCAAACGCGUCUUCUUCCCACGCCUUGUCCUCAGCUCCGAAAUGAGCUGUUUCUUUUUGCCGCGCGCGCACGUGUGUGUGUGUGUGUGUGUGCGUGUGCACGGUGUUCAUUCUACGGGUUUUUGGUGACGUUGGUAGCUGUGUACUAUGCUCCGAACACAGAGUGUUACAAUCAUACUUUUGGUUUGAGAAAUAAAAAUGAUUGCUUGCAGAACACAGUCUUCAGUGCUUGGGUAUUGGUAGAAUAAGAGGAAGAGGAAUGGAGGGAGGGACGUCGGGGGAGAGAGAAAGGAGACAAGGAUAGUGAAAGAAGAGAAGUCCCGUCACUUGGUUUCAUUUAUUUUCUUUCAGAUAUCUUUGGUUUUAUUUUAUAUAUGAGUUGCUUGUUCUUUGAAAUUUGUUCUCCAGGAUUUCUUUUUCAAAUGUCAAAGAAGCAGAGUUAUAGGGCCUGCCCCUCCGACUUGAGGCUGUCACUGUCCGUGUUCUAGGGGUGAGGGGCUGUUUUCUCUCUGCAGGGAGGGUGGGCGGUGUCUACAGCUCUUACUGAGCCUGCCAAGCCAGGGCGUGGUCUCCCAAGCAGUUACCAACGGCUGAGGAGAUCACCAGGUCUCAGCAUGUUGGUGGUGGCCCUGGUGAAUCCCGCCCUGGGUGCUGGAGAGGAGGCAGAGGCCUCACAAGACCGAGUGGACCUGCCCAGGGCUCACACGACACCAGGGCCCUCCCGUGGGGGUCUCCUUCCUGCAGCCCACAGCCUUCUGCUGCUGCCCCUGCCUGGCCUUUAGCGUCUCUACAAAGGGGCACGACAAUCCUCUGGAAUUUCCACAGUUCCACUGUUUAUUCAGGUUUUCCUUUCCUGGGAUACUGGGUCUGCACCUCUCUCUACCUGAAUUCUACAUGGUAUCUCCUUUAUUAUUUUGCACACAGUUGAGGGGUCAGAGAAGCCUUUUCUGAUGUGUGCAGAUCCACAGUAGCGUUUCCCUUAGUUGCCUUCUUCAAGAAGCUGUAGUCAUGGCACCUCCAAAAUACAGAACCGUGCCCAUGAGCACUGGGCUCCUCGGUGGAUGCUGGGUGAUGCUGUGUUUCAUCUGACGGACCCACAGAGUCGUGUCUUCAGCGUGUAUUUAUGGAGCUUUUCCUCCCAGGCAAACAUUGCCAGGCUUUCUGAACAGGCGCUGAGAACCCCGAGACCCAGCGAGAGGUCUAGCACAGGACUGGAGCAGCCACGAGGCAAUACAGCCAGCUCAGCUUUAAGGUCCCGUACACCGCGAAGACUCCAAAGCACCUGGGAUGUCGAAAACAUUGCUCCUGGGAUUUUAAAAAGCAGAGAAAGCAGAAAAAGAUGCCUUCAUGGUGGGCUCUUCAAAUUCUACUAGCAGAGGCACAAGUUAAGACUUUCCCAAGUGGAUCCUGCUGGUUAGAUUUUAUUAAAUUAACCACAAUUUAUAUGUUUUAUAAUAUAUUCUCAUGUGUCUGUUUAGGUAUAACAUGUUACAGUUUCCAAAUACAGAAAAAAAAAUCUUAUCUAAUUUAUCUGAUGCCUAGGGAAGUGGUCUUAGAACAAAAGUUCCAUACACACUUAUGGAAUGGAGAAAGGCCCCUUGUCCGGCGGUGACCAGCAACAGCUGCAAGGGCUGCUGGGAAAUGUAGUCCCUGCCAGGGCAGCCAGGUGGCCAGUGCAAGGCAGGUGGUGUGGGGAGAGGGGCAGUUCUCUCACUACAUGGAGAAGGGAAGGUGGGGGACUGGGGAGAAGGUCCUUGUGACACAAGCAUGGGAAAUCUCUAUUCUGAAAAAAAAAAAAAAAUUCACAUAUGUCAUAGGUUUUUGCCCCCUGAUCUAUAAGAAGAAGGUUCUCGAACACAAAUCACCUGUAGUGCUUCUGAAAGCAAAGAGUUCAGGGCCCAAGAAUGUGUGUUUCUAAGAAGUUCUCAGGUGCUGAUGGCCGGUCCCCACACCGCAUCACGCUGCCUCGUAUCCGCUUCUGAGACCCUCACCACUGCACACUUCUCUUAUUGUAUUGAUUAAUAAUUUAGGAAUGUAGAAUGUCUUAGGCCUACUGUCAUACUUUCCACAUGGGACAUUCAAAAUGUAAAUAACUCUGUUCAUAACUAAAAUAUAUUCCUAGAGGCAUUCUCAUAGCUAGAUUCAGUCUUCUAAACUUUCUCAACUGUAAAAUGGGAAUGAAGCUUACAGGGUUAUUCCUGUAAUUAUCUAACUUAGGUUUAUAGAAACAUGAGGGAUAAAGCAAAUCAUUGUAAAAUAAAUCCUGUUAUCUCCAUAGAAACAUUACUUUAGGAUUGCUUUCUUGAACAUGGACUCAAAAAAAAACUGUGCAAUCAAAAGCAUGUUAUGAAAACAACGUCCAAAGAAUCCUAAGUCUAAAAGUAACACAAGCGUGAUCUGUGUCCUAUAAUAUGGGUAUACCCUGCAGCUCUACACAAUGCAAAUGUUUUGCUAAUAAGCCUAAACAAAAUGAAGUGCGGAGAGCAUAUGAUGAAUUCCACGCCAUCAUAAACUUGACCUUGCAUUAUGGCACCUGACAUGCUUGUCAGCCUAACCCUCAACAGGCACGAUGUUUGCUCCCUACAUUUUUGCAGGUUUGGGAGUGGGAGUAAGAUGAUUUGGGUAACCAAGUGCCAACUAUCUAGGAAGACUGGCAUUGAGGUCUUCUCUAUCUCACGAUGCAUUUAUUUCUACAAGGGAUUUCACAAUAAUCCCAUUGCUUGUAAAAUUGCACUCACAAUUAUUUCAAAAACAGCCAGUUUCACAUUUUAAUAUUUGAAUACUUGUCUGGCGUUUGGGGCAUGGCUGUCUCGUGAAUGUCCUUCCUCUUCACUUUUUUCCCUCUUUCCUCACCUUCCACACCCCAGGACACUUUGUGUGGUCUUAAAGCAGCAGCAGUUGCAUUUCCCCUGUGCUUCAGUUGUGUGUGUUGGAUCAAGAGCUUUGUUGACAGGCAAUUGUAGGAUGUAACUUCUGGGCAGCUGGUGUUUUUAGCCUUUUUUCUUCCCUUGACCUUGUCAGUUUAGGAGUGGAUGCAUCUAGAUGUGGGAAGCCAUCUAGAGGUCUCUGAACAUGUGUGAUAGUAAGUAGGUAGCGAUGUUUCUGCAGCUGCUCACCACCCACCCAGGGAACCCUGGACCUGGUGGAGGUAAGAGGAAGACAGAAAGCAAAGCAACGCCUGCAGCAUACCCCAACCCUAACCCUAGCCCUGCCCAGCCCUGCAGCCCACAUGGGCUUCAUUCUCACACCAGUGCAGAAAGGCAAGUUUUAUUACCUCUACUUUAUGGGAAACUGAGGCUCAGAAAAGUGGAGUCUUGUUCGGGGUCACCCAGAUGGAACCUGGAUUGAGACCUAGGUCUCACCUGCCUGAUUUUCACCGUAGAAAGUCAGAACUACCUAGAGAAUGAAAUCAGUAAAAUACCUAGGAACAAGGUGUUUGUUCCCCAGCAUUUCAGCUGGGAGCUAUUUCCCUGCACAGAUAGGCUAGUGAGUUUUAUCUAUGCUGAAUUAUCCUGUGGUUCCACCAAGGUGACAUGUAGUCUAAGCUGCUUUAGGUGUACAUUAUUAAAAACGAGAGCCUAACAGUCAACAACAGUGGACUGCUUCCUAGUAAAUCUGGGUGACUAACUUUGCCUGUGCCCAAUGUUAACCCUCGAGGUAACACUAAGUGUUGAUAAUCACACAGACAUUAUCAAAGUGUCCAGUCAUCCCAGUGGCUGGAAAUCGGAUCUAGAACUGAAUACCAACUGAGACCGCGGAAGUCUCAGCGGUCCUGAUGGAAUCUGAAAGUCUGUCCCUCCCACAGCUCUAGCUCAGUUCUUCCUCCCUCUCUUUCCUUUUCUAUUAGUUUACAAAAGGCUUCUUUAAUUACCCAAGAGAUGCUUCAGAGUCAGCUGACUUUCCUUGCAGCAUUUCACAUGUUUACCCAAUUUUUCUCUGGCUCUCUCAAUUUGAUUAAUUGCAAAAAAUGAAAUAAAAAAGAUUUCCUCCAAGCAUGCAGCUGCUUUUGUGUGCAGAUGGAUCUUUUCAGCACAUUACAGAAACCAGCUGCCAGGCUGAGCUCUUAGCCCCGUGACAGUGAGAGCUUCAUCCUUCUCGAGCUCUUCUCUAAAAGGCAGACUGGGGCAGAGUGUCAGAAGCUAAUAAGGCAGACUGCCAGUCACUCGUGAUUAUCAGCCAGAUGCUCUGUCGUUCCCACCAUAGUUCCUUGAGACACGUCUCACUUACCGGUGCUCAGGGGCCAUUUCCACUAACGGCUCUGAUGGGGGCUCCCACACAUCAAGUUGUCGUUUUGUUCCUCUUGUCUUUCUUUUCCUGCUAGUAUAUAAAUUUUGCAUUUAAGGCUAGAAUUAACCAACCCUCAGUGAUUCAUAUAAAUAUUCUUUAUAUUAAUCUGAGAGGCCAGUCAAAUGCAAGUAAGUAGGCUUGUCUAACUAGUCAAAUCCAACAAGAUGUAUUCAAAAGUCUGAUCUGGACUUGAGUUAUUUUCACCAAUUCUGUGUCCAGUAUUCUUGAGUUUUCUAAAUCAUGAUUAAGAUCAAUCAUCCCAAGCGUAACCUAGAGUUGUGCUAUGAAGCAUGACAACAUUUGAUCAGAACAAACUGAUUCGGAAGAAACAUGGCCCCUCUCCAAGGAGCAGUUCAGCACCUUGUGGACAGAUUUCAGCUGCGUUCAAGAGCCCCUUGCCCAAAAAUAGCUCUCUUUGUCUACCAGCAAGUCCCAAAAUAUUUACAUGGCCCACACUAUUCUGAUUUGGGACAAGUCCUUGGAGCUUUGUUUCCUGGAAGGAGUGAGUGUUGCAUUUGUGUUUGCCUAGUCCCAGCAUAAGGAGGUGGGAGGAGGAGGGUGAGAAACGGAUAGAGCCAGGGAACAGGAAGGGGACUGGGCAGGCGAGGGCUCACAGGAGGCAGAGAUGAGAUGAUGCCUGGGCCAGGAACAGGCACUUGGAGAACACAGCCGGUGAUAGGAGGUUCAUUUAUGUCUGGAUGGGCAAAAUGCCCCCAAAGGUCCAAGUUGUCAACCUUAACUAAAGGAAGUUACCUGUUUUUGCCUGUGUUUAGCUUUGAAUAGACCAGCUCUUAUUUCUUAAACAGAAAGAUGGAUUGACAGAUAUUUGACAUGUUUUUAUUCUAUAAUGUGUGUCCAUCCUGCAAGCUCUUAAUAUUUAGUUAAAACAACACCACAUGGAAUUAGAGAGGCAGAAUUAGGGAAUGACAGCCCCUGUGUACCCAGGGUUCAAACGACACCUCACAAGGAACACACCCCUUCUUUCUUAGACCCUAAAAGGACACAGUGAAUUUGGCCUUUCCCUUGGUUAACCCAUUCUUAUCCAGUAAGGCACCACAUGUGCAACAAACCCUCAUUUCCCAAUGAGAAGAAUGCCCCUUCAAGGUUUUUUUGGUUGUCCAAUUUAAAUAAAUUGGGAAGGUAGAAUCACACUGGACACCGAAAUCAUCCGCAAAGGUAGCCUUGCGUUUUUAAAAUCAUACAUAUCAAACUAUUAUUGCUUUUUUCACUCUCAUGCCAUGAAGCAUGGGGAAGGCACCUGAUUCUUGCAGGUGGGUUGUGUUUAUAUCAUCACUAGAACCGCGUCUUUGAUUUCGCAGAGCCUCAUCUGUGGGCACUUUGACCUAAGUUGCUUGAAGUACACGUGUUUUAAAUCUCCCUGCACGAGCCCCUCACCGGAAGUCUUAUCGUGGGCCCCAGUUUCAUCACACACCCUGAAGGUGGGUGGGGUUUCCAGUCUGUGGUCGGCUGCUAGUCGUCUCCCACACACGUGAGGGAGGUGGACUCCGGGAGUGGCGACUGUGCUGUAGGCGUUUGCUUCUCUUCUCAGCAAUCCUUCCAGUGGCUGUGGGGUGAUGGGGGUGCCCGCCUGCAGAAAAGUGUCCUCAGCCAGUCUUCCUGAGCCACCAAAAAGGGACCCCGGUAACAUGGGAGAUGGAAAAGCUCAGCUGUCAGGCAAUUCUCUUUUCUAAAGAGAGACUUUUGAGGAACACAAUUUGCAUUGUGUUCGGGUGUAUCUACUAUUUUGGAGAGUCCUCUCUCCCCGUGUUCAGAAGACAGUUCAUCUUGUUCCCUCUCAAGGAAAGCUGUUCCUGGGUUCUACAGGAGAAUGGGUACUCACACCUUUUUGCAAAAGAAUACAUCCAUCAUGGAAAACAUGUUGUCAUUGUCCUUAAAGACUCUGGUCACCUGCAGCGUGGUCUGGGCUGAUGGUUCCAGUGGCCCUCAGCUGAAGAGCCCCAAGGCCAGGGCAGGUUCCGCAGGAAGGCUGGAAGGAGCAAUUUGCUUGGAAUGGCCUCUGAAGAGCCAAUCCAUUCAGGAUGGGAAACCACGCAGGCAAACGAGAAUUAAAUGCCGAGAAGGCCAGUACGAAUAGUGAAACUAACAGAGGAGAAUCUGAAAAAAAGAGAAACCUGGGUGAACUUUCACGGACAACCUCAGAGGACAACGAAGUGUUCGGAGAGGCAGAUGCGAACCAGAACAAUGGGACCUCCUCUCAGGACACAGCGGUGACUGACUCCAAGCGCACAGCGGACCCGAAGAAUGCCUGGCAGGAUGCCCACCCAGCUGACCCAGGGAGCCGCCCCCACUUGAUCCGCCUCUUUUCCCGAGAUGCCCCGGGGAGGGAGGACAACACCUUCAAAGACAGGCCCUCUGAGUCCGACGAGCUCCAGACCAUCCAAGAAGACAGUGCAGCCACCUCCGAGAGCCUGGAUGUGAUGGCGUCACAGAAGAGACCCUCCCAGAGGCACGGAUCCAAGUACCUGGCCACAGCAAGUACCAUGGACCAUGCCAGGCAUGGCUUCCUCCCAAGGCACAGAGACACGGGCAUCCUUGACUCCAUCGGGCGCUUCUUUGGCGGUGACAGGGGUGCGCCCAAGCGGGGCUCUGGCAAGGACUCACACCACCCGGCAAGAACUGCUCACUACGGCUCCCUGCCCCAGAAGUCACACGGCCGGACCCAAGAUGAAAACCCCGUAGUCCACUUCUUCAAGAACAUUGUGACGCCUCGCACACCACCCCCGUCGCAGGGAAAGGGGAGAGGACUGUCCCUGAGCAGAUUUAGCUGGGUAGGUGACGAACGCACUUCCAUCGGCUUCCUCUUCCGUCCCAGUCCUCACAGCCCCGCAACUUUUGUGUUCUGCUCUGUUUCGGUUGCUUCCUGGCCUCCUUUUCUCUCCUCUCGAGACCUCUCUGCCCACAGCUGGGAUCGGGCCGCCUUGUCUUCCACUGGGGAAAUGAAACGUGGUCUUCCCUUCCGGAAGGUCUGGUCUCUUGCUUCUGUGCCGGGGACCCAGCCCUGCAAGGCCAGAUCCUCUUCUCCCAGAGGGUUCCCAGGCGACGUGACUGGUCUCCCUCCCAGGGAGGGAGCAACACCACGUCCGAGAAAAUGUUUAACUUCCUCCAACACAACCAGUGCGAGAAGCCCCAGGAACCCGCAUGUGGAAGUGGGACUGGCUGGCCCGUCUCAGUGACCCCAGAUGCUGACACUGGGAAAAUGAUUCUGCUGAUGAACAGAAAAAGAGGCUAAAUAGAGUUGCUCGAUUUAUAAUAACCUCAUUAAUCCAAAGAUUUUUGUUUUGUAUGUGUUUAAAUAAUAAUUAAAACAUAGAUAUCAAGCCAUCCAGAAAAUCUUCCUUAGGAAUUUUAGGCUGGUUAAUACUGAAAGCAAACUUUCAAGGAAGGUUUAAAAUGGCCAAUUUGAACUUUCUAGUGAAAAAAUUUGGUGUCUGAGCCAAAUUAAAAUGCCAAUCAUUAUAUUCUAACCAAACUUACAGACUUUAGUUACUAGCAAAUACCAGAUAUGAUUCUUACUGUAUAAAAGUUAUAAUUUUAGAAUAAAAUGGAGGAAUAACCACCAA